This is a messenger RNA of Aureobasidium namibiae CBS 147.97, 588 nucleotides long. RefSeq names its product acyl-CoA N-acyltransferase. Bases 1 to 588 code for a protein of 195 amino acids. Lineage: Eukaryota; Fungi; Ascomycota; Dothideomycetes; Dothideales; Saccotheciaceae. Gene Ontology annotation, biological process: N-terminal peptidyl-methionine acetylation. The record is from RefSeq and is a predicted model, not a curated record. Gene Ontology annotation, molecular function: protein-N-terminal amino-acid acetyltransferase activity. The transcript has 2 exons. Gene Ontology annotation, cellular component: NatB complex.
AUGUCUUCAGUACGACCAAUGACACCAGCAGACCUGCUGAAAUUCAACCCUUGCAACUUGGAUCAUCUGACCGAAACCUACAACAUCGCCUUCUACCUCGACUACUUUUCAAAAUGGCCAGAACUGUGCAUGGUCAUUGAAGAUCCUCAUGGCUCGAUAGAAGGAUAUAUCCUCGGCAAACUCGAAUCCUCCCCCUACGCCGCCCCCGUCACACCCUACGACCCCUCCUCAACCGCCUACACCAAACAAUACCCCAACUACCUCCCCUGGCACGCCCACAUAACCUGCCUGACAGUAUCUCCCUCUUCACGCCGUCUGGGCCACGCAACAGCCCUCUCCUCAUCGCUAGAAACAAUCGGUAACCGUGAAAACGCAUGGUUUGUCGAUUUGUUCGUCAGAGUCGAGAAUACAGCUGCGAUUGAGCUCUACAAGAAAAUGGGUUAUUCGGUGUAUAGGAGGAUCGUGGAUUACUAUAAUGAUGGCAGCGAUGCUUAUGAUAUGAGGAAGCCAUUGCAUAGAGACACGAAGAGAGGUACUGUGAGGGAGGGCGGUGAGAAUAUCAGAGUCGAUCCUGGUGAGGUGUGGUGA